AAAGGCAGCAAAACGGCCGGCCGAUCUUGGCACGUCAGUUUUCUAUUGACGUGGCAGCACGCAUGACAACGAUCUUCCACACGCUCCCGGACGAAGUCUUGGACCAGAUCCUUGGCUGCUGCAAACGACCGAGUCAAAUUGCACUCGCUACUGUCUUGCCAUCAGCGUCCCAGUACCUCUUGCGUGCCAAGCGCGACGACCAUUUGCGGGCGCUGCGGGACCGUCCGUCACCGGCCAAGGCCAUCGAGCAAGCGCACUACUGCUGGCUUCCGGCUUCCAUUUCAAAGACAAACGACGCCAUUGCUUUCCAAGAAGCUUGUCGCAGCGACGACGCAGAGGCGAUCUUGGAUAUGUGGAGCCAUGCGCGGAUCAUGGCGCUGCCGACGGCCCUCCGUCACACGUGCAUUUGGACGCGCCUUGAGGACAUUGAGCACCGCUGCGCACGGGAAUCCUUCUUGCUCGCCGCGCUGGACCACGGCUGGGUGCAGCCACAUGCUGCCUACUGGACCAUUGUCGCUUCGCCCUCGAUUGACGCAUGCAACGUGGCCCGCGACCGCGUGCAGCAACAGCUGCCGCUUCUUGUCGCUGCACAAAAUGGCUACUGGCGCAUCGUCCACCGGCUUCUUGACACCUUUCGUGGUGCGAACGCGACCAAGCGCAUGGUGCUUGGCGUGCUCGCCGCAGCGUUUUAUCACGGCGAGCGGUCCGUGAUCGAGCGGCUCGUCCGGAACUUUCAGCUGGAGCGACGCAUCCCGCGACGCUUGGCGACGAGCAUCUUUCGGCAGCGACAGCCUGUCGACACACUGGAAACAGCCGUCGCUUUCGGUUGGCGACACAUUCUCGGCUGGCUCGAGCCGUCGCUGGAUGGUCUCCUUCAGUGGAGGCAAGCCGCGUGGACGACGCCGCAACGACGACCCAGCUCGCUGCUGCUCACGACAACAUACUUGGGAAAGAGAAGUCGUUAUCUCAUUGAGCCAUGAAUAAACACUCGGGAUUGUACUCUA
Messenger RNA from Saprolegnia diclina VS20, 1004 nucleotides. RefSeq lists its product as hypothetical. NCBI's taxonomy places the organism in Eukaryota, Oomycota, Saprolegniomycetes, Saprolegniales, Saprolegniaceae. The coding region runs from base 63 to 980 and encodes 305 amino acids. The record is from RefSeq and is a predicted model, not a curated record. The transcript has a single exon.